Molecule: messenger RNA, 1668 nt
Organism: Miniopterus natalensis
Lineage: Eukaryota; Metazoa; Chordata; Mammalia; Chiroptera; Miniopteridae
Gene: IFT52
Product: intraflagellar transport 52
Biological process (GO): cilium assembly; intraciliary transport
Cellular component (GO): centriole; intraciliary transport particle B; cilium
Source: RefSeq, a predicted model, not a curated record
CGUCCACGCUCCGGGCCACGCCCAGGUCACGCCUUCCCAGCGCGCCGCCGGGCCUCCGCCGUUGCUAAGCGGCCUUGGAUACCUGGCGGCGGGAUGCUGGGCGGCGUCAGGUGAAGAUGGUGGUCACCGAGCCUCAGGUAACCAUGGAGAAAGAGCUUCGGAGCACCAUUCUUUUCAAUGCAUACAAAAAGGAAGUAUUUACCACCAACAAUGGCUAUAAAUCCAUGCAGAAGAGACUUCGGAGCAAUUGGAAGAUUCAGAGCUUAAAAGAUGAAAUUACAUCUGAGAAGUUAAUUGGGGUGAAACUGUGGAUUACAGCUGGGCCAAGGGAAAAGUUUACUGCAGCUGAGUUUGAGGUCCUGAAGAAAUACCUUGACGGCGGUGGAGAUAUCCUUGUGAUGCUAGGAGAGGGUGGGGAAUCCAGAUAUGACACCAAUAUUAACUUUCUCCUAGAAGAAUAUGGAAUCAUGGUUAAUAAUGAUGCUGUGGUUAGAAAUGUAUAUUAUAAGUAUUUCCAUCCUAAAGAAGCUUUAGUUUCCAAUGGAGUGUUGAAUAGGGAGAUUAGCCGAGCUGCAGGGAAAGCUGUGCCUGGAAUCAUUGAUGAGGAGAGCAGUGGAAACAAUGCCCAGGCUCUCACCUUUGUAUAUCCUUUUGGUGCCACAUUGAGUGUCAUGAAACCAGCAGUGGCUGUUCUGUCCACAGGUUCUGUCUGUUUCCCGCUUAACAGACCCAUUCUGGCUUUCUACCACUCCAAGAACCAAGGUGGGAAGCUGGCAGUGCUUGGCUCAUGUCACAUGUUUAGUGACCAAUAUUUGGAUAAAGAAGAAAACAGCAAAAUCAUGGAUGUUGUUUUCCAGUGGCUUACAACAGAAGACAUUCACCUAAACCAGAUUGAUGCUGAGGAUCCAGAGAUUUCCGACUACAUGAUGCUGCCCGACACAGCCACUCUGUCAGAGCGGCUUCGAGUGUGUCUCCAGGAGGGGGAUGAGAACCCGAGGGACUUCACCACCCUCUUUGACCUGUCCAUUUACCAGCUGGAUGUCACCUCCCUCUCCAAGGUCAUCAAGGCUUAUGAACAGCUCAAUGUGAAACAUGAACCUCUCCAGCUCAUCCAACCUCAGUUUGAGACGCCGCUGCCUGCCCUUCAGCCGGCGGUUUUCCCUCCCAGUUUCAGGGAAUUGCCACCUCCUCCGUUGGAGCUGUUUGACCUGGAUGAGACGUUCUCCUCUGAGAAGGCACGGCUUGCACAGAUUACCAAUAAGUGUACUGAAGAAGACCUGGAAUUCUAUGUCAGGAAGUGUGGUGACAUUCUUGGAGUAACCAAUAAACUACCAAAGGACCAACAAGAUGCCAAACAUAUUCUUGAGCACAUCUUCUUCCAAGUGGUGGAGUUCAAGAAAUUGAACCAGGAACAUGACAUUGAUACAAGUGAAACUGCAUUCCAGGACAAUUUCUGAGGACGUGCCUCUUGAAGCAUUUUCUGCCUUUCGAUUUGUAAACUUUUUCAGUUGUUCCUUCAUGCCUGUAUCAAAACUAUCUACUCCUUCUAUGAGCUCUGGAAGGUUUGUGCAUCUUCUGUAGUACCCAGAUAGGUAUAACAUUUUUAACUUAGAAGAUGCUUAUGUAAGAUACAUUCCAUUUUUUAAAUUAAAUCUGAUUGAAUCUGUA